Messenger RNA from Planococcus citri (citrus mealybug), 2743 nucleotides. Its product is annotated as UPF0598 protein CG30010-like. The transcript is spliced from 6 exons. The record is from RefSeq and is a predicted model, not a curated record. Lineage: Eukaryota; Metazoa; Arthropoda; Insecta; Hemiptera; Pseudococcidae. The coding region runs from base 1982 to 2632 and encodes 216 amino acids. Gene Ontology annotation, molecular function: protein binding.
GAUCGACAUCUACCACUCGGAGCGCAUUUAUUAUACUUCUGAUUUAUUUGAAUAGGACGCGUCAGAAAUGAUAUAUUUUGUUUCCGUUGCUGCAUAGGUGCACAAAAACGUCUUUUGACCGUAUGACGUCAUAAUUUUCCUUAUCUUUAUUUUAUUCUAUCGUUGGUUGUGUUCAUCUGUUCUCAUCGCGAACAAAAAGUUCUACACAACACAACUCACUUGUCAGCAGUAUGAAAUAACAGCGAUAUCAAAUAUCAAGUUGAAUAUGCUUAUGCCGGCAAAAUUAACGCAAAGAUUCCGUCUAUGCGAGUGAUAAAUUAAUCAGUGCUGUCGUUAGAACGUUAUGUGAUGUGAACUUGAACAACCAUUUUCAAAUUUUGGACAUAAUGUUCAAAUUAACGACCUUUUAUUUCCUGUAUUUUUUGGUAAUUCAAGAUCACUUACAUGCUGACCCCAAAACCAAGUGCGAAUAUGAAACGGUAACAGGAUAUUCUUACGCGGACUGUAGUGAGAUGCGAUUGACGGAAUUUCCAAAGGAUAUAAAACAGAAUAUCGAAGGGCUGUUCUUGACCUGGAAUUUCAUAGAAGUUCUUCAUAACGAUACCUUUUUGAAUUAUUCGUCCAUCAAAUUUUUAUAUCUUGAUCGAAAUCCUGGUCUUAUAAUUGAAUCUUUCGCAUUUGCACCCUUGACGAAAUUGAACGUCUUGGAUAUCAGUCAUAAUAGGAUUGUGAAUAUUUCCAAUAUUCACCUUCCCACAUCAUUGAAAAAAUUGUAUUUAAGCGGAGUAACGACCAUUGCAAGUUCAAUUGAACUGCCCAUCAGCUCAUUACGCGAAUUGAACUACCUAGAUCUGAGUCGAUGUGAGUUGAAUCGGAUUCCUUCAUUUGGAGGUAACUUACCUAGUUUAGAAGCACUCAAUCUGACGACGAAUACUUUGGAAAACUUCAAGGUUGAUAAUUUGGCUUUCUUAUGCCAGUUGAAGAAAUUGUACAUCUCUCACGACCUACCAGUUCGAAACAAAUGUGAAUGUUUGAAAAUUGAAAAGUGGUUGCAAGAUCAAAGUAUAACGGGGUCAUUUUUUUCUUGUAACAAUUCCAUAAGAGUUGGUGAUUGCAAUGCUACCUUAUCGGCCUCUUUUUUGAAAACUUACGAGUCGUGCAAAUCCGAUGUCAUGACUAAAAAAUUUUUUUAUUGGCUCCUAAUAGGAUGCGGAGUUUUUGGAGUAUGUUUUUCUUGUAUUGUGCUGUAUAUUUGUUGCCAUCGGAAAGGCUUAUUUUGCGAUGUUAUAUGUUGUCGAUGUUUUUGUAAAAAUAGGUAGGAUGAUUGGUUAACAAUUUCGUUGAAAAUUUUUGAAUGUCUUUUUUGUAACUUGGUGUUAAUUUGUUUCGAGUGUGUAAGAACAAUGGUUUAUAUAUGUGUACUUAUUCUAUAGUUUUUGUUGUAUGUGUUUCAGAAGAAUUCUAGUGUUUUAAAUUUUUAUUUUUGUUAUAAUGUUUGUGUUCCUUUCCUUCUGAAUGCAGUUAAACUAUUUAUUUUGAUACUUUGUAUGAUAAGUAGUAUUACUGUUUGUGUAGGGGCAAAAAUAUAGAUGAUUAUUAUCAAAAUAAUAUAAUGCAAUUAUUCGUUGCAAAUGAAUUGUAAAUAAUUGCAAUGUGUAUUAUCAUUUAGAUUUGAAGACUUGAGAAGUAGCAGAACAGAAAACAAAAUUAAUUUCGAAUUAUUCAGUAAGUAAUCAUUCACAUUCUUGAAUUCAACUGAAUUUUUAGCGAAGGUAGUGUGAAAUUGUGAAAUUACUUUCGAUAUUGUUGUACUUCGUGUACAUCGGUCCUAACUUAUCACUACCGACUACAUUUUGAAUUUUGAACUUUGUUAUCACAUGUCUUUCAUUUUUUGAUAUUUUAUGUAAAUUCUUGUUUUUUCUGCUUGAAAAAUAGAAAUGAAUUAAAUUAUUUAAUAAUGUAGUUGACGAACGUAUCAACAAUGAGUGUAUUUUUUACGAGAUUGACUUUUAAAAAGAAUCGACUUAUUCUUCUACCAAAACAAAACAUUACCUCAUAUACGCAAGGACAAUCGCCUUCUGCAAAUACAAGAGAAUAUUUCUAUUACAUUGAUCAUCAGGGCAUGCUAUUUCUAGACGAUGCUCGUAUAAAAAAUUUUACUUCGUGCUUUAAAGAUAAACAGUUUUUGCAUUUUUUCUUCAAAAGACUGAAAAAAAAUGAUACAGAUAGGUAUCCAGAUUUUCCUUACUUAUCGCCUUGCGGUCGAGAAAAGAAUUAUGUUAGAUGUGACGAUUGCCCAGUAGUAUUUACUCACGUAUUGAACAUCCAUGGUACGGAUAUGAUUAGUCACAAUCACGCCGGAAAUUUGCUAAUUCUGCCUUUUGAACCAAUGAAGAUCUAUGUGCAUCUUGAAAAUGGUCGCGUUUACCACCCUGGACCAAAAAAAACUGGAUUCAUUGGAUUAGUACAAUCAAAGUUAGCAAUUGAGUUCAGUAAAUCUCUGAUUUUUGACGCUAAUAACAAGGCCACGCGUUUUAUUUGGAAAAAUAAUGAAUAUCAAUUGAAUCACCGAUGGCUCGAAGAUGUGGAAAAUUAUAGUUUUCACAAUGAAACAACUACAAAUUGUACUUGAUAAUUUCGUAGUAUAUAUUUUUUCGCAGUGCGACGAUAUCGACUUCGUGAUCAUCAUCUUUAUAGUAGUGGAUGGAGAAUGAGUUUAAUUAAUAAAAAUCAAAUUCGCAAA